CGCAAAGCCCCAAAAAUAAAAAAAAUAAACUAACGCUGCGUUCGAAAACAGAAUAAUAAGGAGGGAGUUGGAAUGUUCGAUGCUGAGCACCGGAACACGUGUGAGCACACUGUCAGGGGUAUUAAAGCAAUCUGAAAGAAAGGUGAUAUUCGAAAAAUAACAAAUACAGCAAGUUCCGGGGUAGGUGAGCGUCAUAUGGGGGCAGAGAGUGGUAGGUAGAUGGUUGGGUAAGUAGAAACGAAAGUAAAUGCAGAUCUGCAGCAGGUAGACAGAGUGUGGGCUAGCCCGAGGAGGAGCAGGUCAGGAACUAGACCAAAACAAGGAAGGAGGACACAGAGAGGGCACAACCUGGGGAACUUCAUACAGAGAAUCCUCUAUGGGCACCAGGGGGAGUACAAGAAGACUGCUGUAAAAUAUACUUCUGCUUUCCAGAUAUAAACAGUCCGCAUGCUAGGGGGCAGAGCAGAUGUCCCUUCCCUCCCAGUGUACUGAACCUGGGGACAUUUGUUGCUGGCAGCCAUGCCCAGGUCUAUGAGGGAGCAUGCGGCCGGAGAAGACACUAGCCGCAGCGUGGACGAGUUUGCCGUACCGGAGGGCUGUGAGAGGGAAUUGCGAGACCAGCAACCUCACGUGGAGAGGUUAUUCGGAGUCACCCUGAACAUUAUAGGGGUCCUCAGCCAGGCGGCUUUCCCUCUGCAGGCUGGAGGAUGUCAACAAAUGUGGCUUCAACUCCAAGGAGACGAGAGAAAUGUAAAAAAGGCAAAGGACUAUAUUAAAGGGCUAUGCACUCCGGAGAUAAUAGAAGACAUCAACUACCCGCGUGACAUGUAUUGUAUCUUUGUUGGAGCCAAAGGUAUCUUUCUUGACUGUUUAAUUCGAGCAACAUCAGCAUGUGUAAAACCUUUAACUCCUGGACGUAUUAGGAUAUCUGGCCUAAUUGAAGGAGUAGUGAUGGGCCAGAGCAGAGUCCAUGCUUUUUCUGAAAGCUAUCCAUCCAACUCCACCCCUGAGGACAAAGAAGCCCAGUUUAAACGGAAUUUUAAGGAUCUCGUUGAGGAAUAUAGUGAUAAUUAUGCAUUAGAUCUUCUUAUUCUCCCAACUUCAGUUAAGCAACAGCUUCUUGAUCUAGUACAUGAAGACAGUCUCAAUGGAAUAUUGCAGAAAAAAGUAACUGAGGUAAAGCCACAGCAUGGAUAUUAUGACAACCAAUCAAACGUAGUUGAGGAAUUUGAUCCUUUCUAUAAUGCACAGUUCCAUAAACCUCAGAAGAGUGAACAUGGUCUAAAAUCAAAUAAUACGUUGAGAACAGAAGCAAAACCUAAAUGUGUUUUACAUCAGAGAGCUUGUGAGCCUCGUCCAUAUGUUGAAGUAAAUGAUAAGUGGGAUUUAAGUAAACAAGAAACUAAUCCAAAUGGACUGUUUACCAAGAAAAAACCCACAAUUGAGAUGACUGAAGACUUUUGGGGCUAUCCUGAAAACAAAAAGUUUGAUGAAAGUGAAAUAAUUGGGUCUGCUAAUGAAGAGUUUGAGCAAAUAUCUGGAUUGCUGGAUACCAUUAUGGGGAGGGAUGAAGGAGAUCAAAUGUCCCAAGGCAGCUUUUCAUUAGACACUCAGGAAGAAUUCAACAUGCUUUUGGAUUUCUUCAAAACCAUGGGAUAUCAAGAAGCUAUUGUUCUAAAGGUACUGUCAGAGAAUGGAAUACAGGAACCCUCUAAGAUAUUGGACAAGGUUAAACUUGAGCAGUGUAUCAGCAGUCAGACAAAAGAAAUGCCAGAUACCCAACCUCUACAAUUGAAUACCUCCUCAAGUAAUGAUGAGGAUAAUUAUCUUCUGGGUGUAGUGAAAUCAGCUGCUAAGACUUGUGGAUACUCUCCAAGUGAAAUUGUGGAUAUAGGCGAUGGUUCUGUGGCAGGCCUGCUUAGGAAACUUAAUGAGAAAAACAUUUUUGAUGAUGACAGAAGCUCAUCUCCUUUUCAGAGACCAGUAAAUCUAGAGCCUAAGCAGUUGUUUGAAGGAGUUUCUAGUGUGCAACCAAGGACAAAUCCAAACAUUUCUCAGCCAGAAAUGGUGAUGUCAGACUUAUUAGCACAAAAGACAGAGCUCGAAAACCAUCCAGUGGAGGACCUAUUUCCUGGAGUUGCCCAUCAAGAUGUUGGAGAAAGGGAUGGAGCCAAAAAGAUGCCUAGCAAGGAAGGGCAAAGUGUCCCUGUGGUGACUGGAGCCCAGAGGUUUAAUGAAACCAUACAGAAUCCAUUCCAACUCAAUUUAAGAAAUGAAAAGGGGAAUGAUCAACUGAGACAUAUUAUAAUAGAUGGCAGUAAUGUGGCCAUGAUACAUGGCCUGCGUUGUUUUUUUUCUUGCCGUGGCAUUGCAUUGGCUGUGCAGUUUUUCUGGGACAGAGGACACCGCGAGAUCACAGUGUUAGUCCCCCACUGGAGAUCGAAGAAGGAUAAUAAAAUUAAAGAACAGCAUUUCUUAACAGAGCUGAGCAAGGUUGGGCUUCUCUCUUUUACUCCAUCCAGACAAAUUGAGGGGAAAAAAAUCUGUUCUUAUGAUGACAGGUUCAUGGUGAAGUUAGCGGAGAAGACAGAUGGUGUGAUUGUCACAAAUGAUAAUUUACGAGACAUUUAUGCUGAAUCCGAUGCCUGGAAAAAUAUCAUCAAGGACAGACUACUGCAGUACACAUUUGUGGGAGAUAUAUUUAUGGUGCCAGAUGACCCCUUAGGACGAAGUGGACCACCCUUGGACACGUUCCUCUGUAAAACUACUCGACAAAAAGGCAAAUCUAAAGGUCAUUCAUUUGCUGGUCGAAGGAUAUCUCGCAGCCCACCCAAAAAAUCAUCUCAGACUGAAGUCCUUAACUAUCGGGAUCGAAAACCCCCUCAUGGGCAUCGACUGGAAAAAGAGACUGAUAUCCGUCCCAAAAAAGAAAAAGAAAGACUCAGGCAUGAACUGCUGCAAAUUUUUCCUUCGCAAAACGCAAAGGUGGAUUUUAUCCUCCACCGGGAACCAUACCUGAAUGACCUCAAUAAACUCUCAGAACUUAUUGUUACACUCGAGUUUUGAACUACUUAACCGAAGGGACUGUGAUGAGAGGCAUCACGUUUUCAUCACAAAAUAG
Pelobates fuscus (common spadefoot toad) is the source of this 3121-nucleotide messenger RNA. Its product is annotated as protein KHNYN-like. NCBI's taxonomy places the organism in Eukaryota, Metazoa, Chordata, Amphibia, Anura, Pelobatidae. The record is from RefSeq and is a predicted model, not a curated record. Gene Ontology annotation, molecular function: RNA endonuclease activity; mRNA binding. Gene Ontology annotation, cellular component: nucleus; cytoplasmic ribonucleoprotein granule. The coding region runs from base 520 to 3066 and encodes 848 amino acids. The transcript has 7 exons.